Acomys russatus (golden spiny mouse) is the source of this 4830-nucleotide messenger RNA. Its product is annotated as alpha-2-macroglobulin-like. NCBI's taxonomy places the organism in Eukaryota, Metazoa, Chordata, Mammalia, Rodentia, Muridae. The transcript has 36 exons. Gene Ontology annotation, cellular component: extracellular region. Bases 95 to 4708 code for a protein of 1537 amino acids. The record is from RefSeq and is a predicted model, not a curated record. Gene Ontology annotation, molecular function: endopeptidase inhibitor activity.
UAACUGGAAAGUGGUUAAUCCUUCUGGGAAUGCUGGCUAACCAGCCAGGAAUUAACCUUGGCAGUAAUUAGACCAUCAAUGACCCUUUCAGAGAAUGUUCAAAGACCUCAGCUUUGUUUACAGAACUUGUGUGGGUGGAACCAGCUGUUUGCACAAAGACCAGCAUCAAGUCCAGCUGCUCCACCUCACGUUCAGGACCACAUCUCAGGCCAGGAGCACAGCGCAAGGCAGUCAGGUCUCCAGUUCUCUCUGCAGCAUGGGGAAGCGAAGGCUCCACCACCCAAGCCUGACCCUGCUGCCUCUGCUGCUGCUGCUGCUGCCGCCCCCGCUGCUACCGCUGCUGCUGCCCACAGAUGCCGCUACACAACAGAAGCCAACCUACAUGGUAAUGAUUCCCUCCCUGCUCCACGCAGGCACCCUUGAGAAGGGCUGCCUCCUCUUCAUCCACCUGAACGAGACGGUGACUGUGAGAGUUUCCAUGGAGUCUGUCCAGGGAAACCAAAGCCUCUUCACCGACCUUAAGGUUGAGAAGGACUUAUUCCACUGUGCCGCCUUCACCGUCCCACAGUCUUCAUCCAAUGAGGUGAUGUUUCUCACUGUCCAAGUGAAAGGAGCCACUCACGAGUUCAGGAGACGCAGCACUGUGCUGGUUAAGAACAAAGAGAGUCUGGUCUUUGUUCAGACUGACAAGCCCAUCUACAAGCCAGGACAGACAGUGAAAUUUCGUGUUGUCUCAUUGGAUGAUCAGUUUCACCCCCUUAAUGAGUUGAUCCCUCUACUGUAUGUUCAGGACCCCAAAGGAAAUCGCAUUGCACAAUGGCAGAGCUUCCAGUUGGAGAGUGGCCUCAAACAGAUGUCCUUCCCGCUCUCCUCAGAGCCCCCUGAGGGCUCCUACAAGGUGGUGAUAAGAACAGAAUCAGGCAGAACCAUAGAGCACCCCUUCUCUGUGGAGGAAUUCGUGCUUCCCAAGUUUGAGGUGAAAGUGACAGUGCCAGAGAUAAUCACCAUCCUGGAGGAAGAGAUCAAUGUGUCCACGUGUGGCAUAUACACCUACGGGAAGCCUGUUCCAGGGCAUGUGACUGUGGACAUUUGCAGGAAGUACAGUGAUCCUUCUAACUGCUUUGGUGAAGACUCAUUGGCUUUCUGUGAGAAACUCAGCCAACAGCUAGACAGCCACGGCUGCUUCUCGCAGCUAGUGAAAACCAAAGCUUUCCAGCUAAAGAGGCACGAGCAUGAGAUGCAGCUUCUAGUGAGCGCCAAGAUCCAGGAGCAAGGAACAGGUGUGGAAGGAACCGGAAAAGGGUUUAUUAUAAUCACAAGGACCAUAACCCACCUGAAAUUUGUGGAUGUGGACUCACAUUUCAGACAAGGAAUUCCAUUCACCGGGCAGGUGCUCUUGAUGGAUGGGAGAGAUGCCCCCAUUCCUUAUGAAACGGUCUUCAUCACAGCAAAUGAAGCAAACCAUUACUCAAAUGUUACCACUGAUAAGGAUGGCCUGGCACGAUUCUCUAUCAACACUGACGACAUCGUGGGCACCUCCCUCACUGUCAAGGCCAAAUACAAGGAUAACAGCAUCUGCUAUGGCUACAGAUGGUUGACAGCAGAGAAUGUAGAGGCUCGACACACUGCCAAAGCCGUUUUCUCACCAAGCAAGAGCUUCGUGCACCUUGUAUCCACACCUGGGAAACUGCCCUGUGACCAAACACUGCAGGUCCAGGCACUUUAUAUUCUAAAUGGAGUGGCCCUGCAGGACCUAAAGGAGCUGGUCUUCUAUUAUCUGCUAAUGGCAAAGGGAGGCAUCGUUCGAGCGGGGACCUACGCUCUGCCUGUGCAGCAGGGAGACAUGAACGGCAAUUUCUCCAUACUAAUCCCAGUGCAGACAGACAUGGCUCCUGUGUCUCGAGUGCUCCUUUAUACUGUUCUGCCUGAUGGAGAAGUGAUUGGAGAUACUGUCAAAUAUGAGAUUGAAAACUGUCUGGACAACAAGGUGAAUUUGAUCUUCCGCCCAGGCAGCAGUCUUCCUGCCACUUAUGCCCUCCUUAGUGUCACAGCUUCUCCUCAGUCCCUCUGUGCUCUACGAGCCGUGGACCAGAGCCUGCUGCUUCUGAGGCCUGAGGCUGAGCUCUCUGCAUCCUUGGUUUAUGAUAUGCUACCAGUGAGAGACCUCACGGGCUUCCCCAGGGGUACAGAUCAGCAGGAAGAAAAUGCCAAAGGCUGCAUCAGGCAAAACGACAUCUACGUUAAUGGAGUCCUGUACUCCCCAGUUCAUAACACAAAUGAAGAGGACAUGUAUGGUUUCCUGAAGGAAAUGGGCUUAAAAGUGUUCACCAACUCAAAGAUCCAUAAACCCAAAAUCUGUGAACGGCACAGAGGCGAAGACGAUAGAGAAGAGCCCCGUGUGGCCUACCUCGUAGGCCAAAGCCUCAUGGAUCACUUUGUUGGGGCUGCAGAAGCUCCCACGGAGACUAUACGGUCCUACUUCCCUGAGACGUGGAUCUGGGACUUGGUGGUUGUGAACUCAACAGGAGUGGCUGAGAUGGAAGUGAAGGUUCCUGACACCAUCACUGAGUGGAAGGCUGGGGCCUUCUGCUUGUCCAACGACACUGGACUUGGCCUCUCCCCUGUGGUAUCUCUCCAAGCCUUCCAGCCCUUCUUCGUGGAGCUCACGAUGCCCUACUCUGUGAUCCGUGGAGAAGCCUUCAUGCUCAAGGCCACUGUGCUGAACUUCCUCCAAACAUGCAUCCGGGUGGCUGUGCAGCUGGAGGCCUCCCCUGAUUUUGUAGCUGCCCCAGUGGAGAAGGAACAAACAUCUUACUGCAUCUGUAUGAAUGGGCGGCAUACUGUGUCCUGGGUAGUAAUCCCCAAGUCAUUAGGAAAUGUGAAUUUCACUGUGAGUGCAGAGGCACUCAACUCUCAGGAGGUAUGUAGGAACAAGAUACCAGAGGUCCCUGGACUUGGAAAGAAAGACACGGUCAUCAAGUCCCUGUUGGUUGAACCCGAAGGUCUAGAGAGCGAAGUGACAUUCAACAGUCUGCUUUGUCCAUCGGGGGCAGAGGUAUCUGAACAGAUAACCCUGAGGCUGCCGCUGGAAGUGGUACAGGACUCAGCCCGAGCCUCUGUUACAGUGCUGGGAGAUAUAUUGGGUUCUGCCAUGCAAAAUACGCAGGAUCUCCUCAAGAUGCCUUAUGGCUGUGGAGAACAGAAUAUGGUUCUGUUUGCACCUAAUAUCUAUGUCCUGGAUUAUCUGAAUGAAACACAGCAACUGACCGAGGAGAUCAAGACCAAGGCCAUUGACUAUCUCAGUACGGGCUACCAAAGACAAUUAAACUACAAGCACCAGGAUGGCUCCUACAGUACCUUUGGAGAUAAGGAUAGCAGGAGUGAUGGCAAUACCUGGCUCACAGCCUUUGUACUGAAGAGUUUUGCUCAGGCUCGGAGAUACAUCUUCAUCCAUGAAGAACACAUCACCCAAGCCCUCCUCUGGCUCUCCCAGCAGCAGAAGGACAAUGGCUGUUUCAGGAGCUCCGGGUCCCUGUUCAACAAUGCAAUGAAGGGAGGAGUAGAAGAUGAAGUCACCUUGUCUGCCUAUAUCACCAUCGCUCUCCUGGAGAUGUCUCUCCCUGUCACUCAUCCUGUUGUGCGCAAUGCCCUCUUUUGCCUGGACACAGCCUGGAAGUCAGCAAGGGAGGGAGCCCAUGGCAGCCAUGUCUACACUAAGGCACUGUUGGCCUAUGCAUUUGCCCUUGCUGGUAACCAGGACACAAAGAGGGAGAUACUGAAAUCACUUGAUAAGGAAGCUGUAAAAGAAGACAGUUCCAUCCACUGGACCAGAUCUAAGAAACCCAAACCUGCAGUGCCUGUGGGUCUUUGGUACCAACCCCAGGCCCCCUCAGCUGAGGUAGAGAUGACUGCUUAUGUGCUCCUUGCUUACCUCACCAACCAGCCAGCCCCGAUCCAAGAAGACCUGACCACCGCCGUGCUCAUCGUGAAGUGGCUCGCAAAGCAGCAGAAUUCCCACGGUGGCUUCUCCUCCACUCAGGACACAGUAGUGGCUCUCCAUGCCUUGUCCAAAUAUCGAGCAGCUACUUUCACAAGAGCUAAGAAAGCUGUAAAGGUGACCAUCCACUCUUCAGAUGUAGUUUUAAAAAAAUUCCAAGUGGACAGGGGCAACCAGUUAUUACUACAGAGGGUCACAUUGCCAACCGUGCCUGAGGAUUACACCGCAACGGUGACAGGAGAAGGAUGUGUCUACCUCCAGACAUCCCUGAAAUACAACGUUCGCCCAGAAAAGGAGGAGUUCCCCUUUGCGUUAGCACUGCAGACUCUGCCCCAGACUUGUGAGGGUCCCAACGCUCACACCAGCUUCCAGAUCUCACUUAAUAUCAGUUACACUGGAAGCCGUUCUGACUCCAACAUGGCAAUUGCUGAUGUGAAGAUGCUGUCUGGCUUUAUUCCCUUGAAACCAACAGUGAAGAUGCUUGAAAGGUCCGUGCAUGUGAGCAGGACAGAAGUCAGCAAUAACCAUGUCUUGAUUUACCUGGAUAAGGUGUCAAAACAGAUACUGACCUUGUCCUUCACUGUUCAGCAAGAUAUUCCAAUAAGAGACCUGAAGCCAGCCAUAGUGAAAGUCUAUGAUUACUAUGAGAAAGAUGAGUUUGCAGUGGCUGAGUACAGUGCUCCCUGCAGCACAAAUUAUGGAAAUGCCUGAGGACACCGUGAAUAAAAAGUGUUUUACUACAGCCCUUUUCCUACAACUUCAUAAAAGAAACCGUGUUUUUUGUAUUUCCAGAGAUUUGAUAAAUAAAUGUUUUUUUCAAAUUUAUCAGUCAC